AUGAUCCAAAGUCCAAAUGGAGACACGCGUGGUACUUCACAAUGUGAAGGCGCCCACGGAGGCUCCCGCACCGCGGGCUCCCAGGAAGGAGCCCCGGGGGGCUCUAGGGCACAGGCUGCCCGCCGGUUCGCCAGUAAGGCGGUGGGCGAGGCGACGUUGUCAACCCCGAGGCAGCCUGACGAUAGGGCUGUUAAACUGUUGGGAAGAAAUAUUCCCUCAAUUCUGCAGAUGACUAAAGGAACAGAUCCAAAGAUAAGCAGAAGACUUUGCAUUAAACCCCAGGAAGAAGGUCAACUUCAGCCAAGAAGUCGGCCUCCUUUGAGGGUGCCUGGACACAAGCCUACAGACUGGGAGAAAAGAUUUUUGUUGUGGGCAGGCCAUUUCAAAAAAACAGAAGAUAUACCAGAGACUGUCUCGAUUGAAACAAUCAGAGCAGCAAAGACCACACUGCGUGUGAAGUUCAGCUACGUAAUGAUUGUCUUGACAAUAGCGGGAUGCAUAGCCAUGGUGAUUAAAGGGAAGCAGGCUGUGAAAAGGCAUCAAUCUCUCGCAAGCAUAAACUUUGAGAAGAAAGCUCAGUGGAAGGAGGAAGCUACUCAGAGUACAUCUGCUAAACCUUAGAGGAAGACAUGAAGAGACCAAGGACUGGGGAAGAAAACCUGAGUCCUUUUCAAGCACUGUAAGGAUGAUAUAGUGACAUCUGUCCUGUACAUUAGUUCUGUACUCUCACGUUCAAGAAUGAAUACAGGAUCUUGUAAUCAAUAA
Athene cunicularia (burrowing owl) is the source of this 765-nucleotide messenger RNA. It is a transcript of the gene FAM162A, whose product is annotated as family with sequence similarity 162 member A. The transcript has 5 exons. Gene Ontology annotation, biological process: positive regulation of release of cytochrome c from mitochondria; cellular response to hypoxia; neuron apoptotic process. Gene Ontology annotation, cellular component: mitochondrion. Lineage: Eukaryota; Metazoa; Chordata; Aves; Strigiformes; Strigidae. The record is from RefSeq and is a predicted model, not a curated record. The coding region runs from base 1 to 621 and encodes 206 amino acids.